Pleuronectes platessa (European plaice) is the source of this 1229-nucleotide messenger RNA. It is a transcript of the gene e2f4, whose product is annotated as E2F transcription factor 4. Gene Ontology annotation, molecular function: protein dimerization activity; RNA polymerase II cis-regulatory region sequence-specific DNA binding; DNA-binding transcription factor activity, RNA polymerase II-specific. NCBI's taxonomy places the organism in Eukaryota, Metazoa, Chordata, Actinopteri, Pleuronectiformes, Pleuronectidae. The transcript has 11 exons. Gene Ontology annotation, cellular component: RNA polymerase II transcription regulator complex. Gene Ontology annotation, biological process: regulation of transcription by RNA polymerase II. The record is from RefSeq and is a predicted model, not a curated record. The coding region runs from base 10 to 1155 and encodes 381 amino acids.
UGGUCCCGGAUGAUGAUGGAGCUGGAGUCGGCCAGUAGCCGCGGCGAGCCGGGGGCAGCGGGGGACUCGCUGCAGCCGCCGACCCCGAGCCGGCACGAGAAGAGCCUGGGUCUGCUCACCACCAAGUUCGUGACGCUGCUCCAGGAGGCGAAGGACGGGGUUCUGGACCUGAAGGCGGCUGCAGACACCUUGGCAGUGCGGCAGAAACGACGCAUUUACGAUAUCACUAAUGUGCUGGAGGGGAUAGGACUCAUAGAGAAGAAGUCCAAGAACAGCAUCCAAUGGAAGGGUGUGGGUCCAGGCUGUAACACCAGGGAGAUCGCCGAUAAGCUGAUUGAUCUGAAGGCAGAGUUAGACGAUCUGGCUCUCAGGGAAAACGAGCUGGACCAGCAGAGAGUCUGGGUCCAGCAGAGCAUCAAGAACGUCACAGAUGACUCCAACAAUAGUCCUAUGGCAUAUAUCAAACAUGAAGACCUCUGUGGAUCCUUUAAAGGCGACACACUUCUAGCUAUUCGUGCUCCCAUCGGCACACAACUAGAGGUGCCCAUACCAGAAGCUGUCCUCAAUGGGCAGAGGAAAUACCAGAUCCGUCUCAAGAGUUCAUCUGGUCCUAUCGAGGUUUUGCUGGUCAACAAGGACCCGUCAAGUGCCUCUCCUGUUGUUCUGCCUGUCCCUCCUCCAGAUGACAUCCUUCAGAGCCUCCCAGCACCAGCACCUACCUCCCAGUCGGCCACUGCUGCCUCCAAGGUCCCUAAAUCAGCUCCAGUCCCUUUUACAAAACCUGGUUCUGCCGCAGACUCAGUGACAGAAGUGACGAGCACGACGCCUCUCAGCCCGACAACAGGUCCGGUCACUCAGCAGCUUCAGUCGUCUGCCUCGUUGGAUGGAUCUGCAUCCUCCUCUGCCUCUGCAGGGUUUGAACCAAUAAAGUCGGAUCCAUCUGAAUUACUGGAUUUCCCCAAAGACUUCUCAGAAAUGUUUGAUCCAACAAGAGAGAUCCUGAGCGGAGAUUUGCUGGACGACUUGAUGUCAUCAGAGGUGUUCUCGCCGCUCCUCCGUCUGUCGCCUCCGCCCAGCGACCACGACUACAUAUACAUCCUGGACGAGACAGAAGGCCUGUCCGACCUCUUCGACGUGCCCAUUCUCAACCUCUGACCCCUGAGAUUGCUGUCAGAGUGGGCAACCAUUGCCCUUACAUUCUGAUCUACCUUCAGUCCCCCCCCCCCCCC